CGUAGUGCUUGAGAAAACAUGGCGACACGCACUGGCGCGGCGCUGCUGUCCUUCGGUCGGGGACUAAAUUCUGGUUUUGGGCUCGAUAAAUCUUUCAACAGAGCUUCGUAUGCUACAGCGCUAUCUGUAAACUCUUCUCCUGGAAACAGAGGCCCCCCAGGACGAACUGGCAGAGGACCUGCCAACAGAAAACCCAGACGAGAUGCCGGGGAGCCCAGAACGGAGAAGAUGCCGCUGGAUCAAGACUGGACCGCAGUUUAUCCAGCUGCAACGUCUUUCAGAGCGGGCGCCGUCCCCCUCCCUGUGAGGAUGGGAUACCCUGUGAAGGGAGGUGUGGCUCCAGAGAAGAGGGGCAACCUGGAGCUCAUCAAGAUACCAAAUUUCCUUCAUUUGACUCCAGCUGCAAUCAAGAAACACUGUGAGGCUUUGAAACCGUUCUGCACCGAGUGGCCCUCUGCCUUGGACACCGAAGCAAAAUGUGACGAGCACUUCCCCGUCAAAAUAGAGAGCACAGACUUUGUGUCUGCAGGCCCGUCGCUCAGAAACCCCGCGGCUCGGGUCGUCCACCUCAGAGUAAAGCUGUCCAGCCUGAACCUGGACGACCACGCGCGCAAGAAACUGCUCAAGCUGGUUGGCGACAGAUACUGCAAGGACACCGAUAUCCUCACCAUCAAAACAGACAGCUGCCCUCUGAGACAGCAGAACUACGACUACGCCAUGUACCUGCUCACCGUCCUCUACCAUGAAUCUUGGAAAACUGAGGCCUGGGAGGCAAGUAAGACUGUGGCAGACAUGGAGGAGUACAGCUGGGAGGACAGCCCGUCGCAGAAGAACAUCCUGGACGUGCUGCUUCGAAUGAAAGAGGCAGGCGAGGAGGACAGCGAGGGAAUGCGGGAGCAGCUGCUGGGACGAAAAGAGGUGCAGGACUACAAGGAAUCGGUCACCAGGCUCAAGAAUGAAGGAGAGAACGAGAGCAGCAUGUUGCAGUACAAAGAGGCGGUCAAGAAACUUCUCAACCUGUAAUAUAACUUACUAUACAAAUGAAUUUUCAACAAAGAGGGUGAAGAAGACUGAAAGGAAACUGUCGCCAUUUUGGACUCUUGUUGAACAGCAAUACCACGGAUUACUGUCUCAUCUACGUAUCAGGUGUAUGCUGCGAUCUUUAAUAUAAAAAUA
Salarias fasciatus (jewelled blenny) is the source of this 1176-nucleotide messenger RNA. It is a transcript of the gene mrps35, whose product is annotated as mitochondrial ribosomal protein S35. Gene Ontology annotation, biological process: mitochondrial translation. Gene Ontology annotation, molecular function: structural constituent of ribosome. The transcript is spliced from 8 exons. Gene Ontology annotation, cellular component: mitochondrial small ribosomal subunit. The record is from RefSeq and is a predicted model, not a curated record. Lineage: Eukaryota; Metazoa; Chordata; Actinopteri; Blenniiformes; Blenniidae. The coding region runs from base 19 to 1023 and encodes 334 amino acids.